This is a messenger RNA of Calypte anna (Anna's hummingbird), 936 nucleotides long. Its product is annotated as sodium channel modifier 1. The transcript is spliced from 8 exons. Gene Ontology annotation, biological process: RNA splicing. The record is from RefSeq and is a predicted model, not a curated record. Lineage: Eukaryota; Metazoa; Chordata; Aves; Apodiformes; Trochilidae. The coding region runs from base 54 to 857 and encodes 267 amino acids. Gene Ontology annotation, cellular component: nucleus.
UCAUUGGUGGAUGUUCCCGCGCGUUGCCCGCUGGGAAGCGCCCCCCGGAAGUGAUGCGGAAGUGGAGGUGUGCGGGGGGGGAUCGCGUUCCCAUAGCAACCGCUGCGGCCGCCAUGUCCUUCAAGCGGGAGGGGGACGAUCCCAGCCAGCUCGGGGUGCUGCAGAAGCGACGCGUGGCCGACCUCUUGGCCAACUACAUCCCCGAGGAUGAGGCUCUGCUGCUGAGGAGCGGGAGGUACACCUGCACCGUCUGUGCCCACCGCCCCAUCUUCGACACCCUGGACGUGCUGACAGCGCACCGGGCGGGCAAGAAGCACCUGAGCAGUCUCCAACGCUUCUAUGGCAGGAAACGCUCACCCCAGGACGUGGCCCCCAGACCCCAGCAGGAGGAGGAAGCACCCAGAGAAGGGGCAGGGGGCCAGGCCCCUCUGCUGGCUCGGACCAGGAGGAUCGCCCGGAGUGCUCUGCUGAAAGCUGCUCCCUACAGCAGCUGCUGCCGGAGGAUGGGGGCGGAGGGAAGCAGCUGGAGGAGUGGUAUCACCGGGACCGGGCUGACCCAGACGCCUCCGGAACCGCCGCGGGAGGAGGGAGGAGCCGGGACCGGCACCGCCGGGGCUGUGCGAGCGGACGCUCCCAAAGUGGCCGCAGCCAGGAGGCAGCGGGCUGGGAAAGGCAAAACCUCGAGUCUGGACCGGGACCAACCCCUCAGCCCCGAGAGGCGCCGGGAGCUGGAGCGGUUCCUGCAGCUGCGGAGUGCCGGAUGGAUCCAGGACCUCUCGGGGAGGUGGGUGAAGGACCAGAACGCUGAAUUCGACUCGGACGAGGAGGAGCCACCCCCUGCGCUGCUGCCAGCCUGAGCCCCCUCCCCCCGUGUCCCUUUGUCCCCCGUGGGGACUGUCCCCUCGGCUGUCCCCAAGCCGUGAAUAGAGGCAGCUG